This is a messenger RNA of Xyrauchen texanus (razorback sucker), 2609 nucleotides long. RefSeq names its product inositol hexakisphosphate kinase 2-like. The transcript is spliced from 5 exons. Gene Ontology annotation, cellular component: nucleus; cytoplasm. Gene Ontology annotation, biological process: phosphatidylinositol phosphate biosynthetic process; inositol phosphate biosynthetic process. Gene Ontology annotation, molecular function: inositol hexakisphosphate kinase activity. The record is from RefSeq and is a predicted model, not a curated record. The coding region runs from base 299 to 1600 and encodes 433 amino acids. Lineage: Eukaryota; Metazoa; Chordata; Actinopteri; Cypriniformes; Catostomidae.
UUAGAGCAGUCCUCUCUGUUACAGCAGAGAGAGGAACAGGGACACACUCUCAUAGCCUGUCCGCUGUGUUAAAUAACCUGCUACGCCAAUAAAAAUUUUUUUUUAGAACACCGCUUCUUCUGGAUUACCACUUCCACCUUUCUUAAACAGGAAAAGUAAGGAGUAUUUCCCAUUUUCUCUGUCCUCUUUUUCUUUUCUCUGCCUUUUGAGCCUGACCUGCCACCAAGGAACAACAGAGCAGGAAGGAGAUAGAUAGACAGCAAUAUAUCAGCCUGAGAGCGACGGAUGUGUUCAGAGGAUGAGUCCGGCUUUAGAAGCACUGAUGGAGGGGUGUAGAUACCCAGGGAAAGACGAUAUGAAGGGAGGAGUAAUGUUGGAACCGUUUGUUCAUCAAGUCGGUGGUCACUCUUGUGUACUGCGUUUCGGGGAGCAGACCAUCUGCAAACCACUAAUACCAAGAGAACACCAGUUUUAUAAGAGCCUUCCACCAGAGAUUCGCAAAUUCACACCACAAUACAAAGGCGUGGUAUCUGUGAGUUUUGAGGAAGAUGAGGAGGGGAAUCUGUGUUUGAUAGCAUACCCGCUUUGCAGCGAUCCUGUUGAUUUGGAGAACAAGGAGCCCUCUGCUGAUGGCGAGCCCAAGAAUAAGCUUGUCAAGUGGGGAAAGAAGAAGCCAUCGGCCCUGCUCCCGGAAAACGAGAGAGUCAGACAGAGCCGCAAAGAGGAGAAGGGCAAAAGUAAAUGGGAUGAUAAGGCAGAGGUUUUGUACUACAGUCUGGAGAAAGGUAAUGUGGUUCCUCAAAUCAAGCACAACCCUUGGAGUUUGCAGUGCCACCAGCAACACCUACAGAGGAUGAAAGAGAACUCCAAGCACCGAAACCAGCACAAAUUCAUUCUGCUGGAGAACCUAACAUGGCGUUAUCGGGUUCCAUGUGUUCUUGAUCUGAAGAUGGGUACACGCCAGCACGGAGAUGAUGCUACUGAGGAGAAGAAAGCCAAUCAAAUCCGCAAAUGCCAACAAAGCACUUCCUCCUCUAUCGGAGUCCGCCUCUGUGGCAUGCAGGUGUAUCACAACACUACAGAGCAACUAAUAUUUAUGAACAAGUAUCAUGGCCGCAAGUUGAGUCUGGCUGGGUUUAAAGAGGCUCUUUGCCAGUUCUUUAGUGAUGGACGAGUUCUGCGCCAAGAACUUCUGACCCCAGUGCUGCAGAGACUGAGAGAGAUGAGGGCGGUUCUGGAGGCUUGCGAGAGCUAUCGUUUCUUCUCCUCUUCACUUCUCAUCAUCUACGACAGUGCUUCAUCAUCUGCCCCAUCCAGAUCCCGGCCCUCUCGUGGAGGAGAGGAGGAAGAUGAGGAAGACGAUGACGAAGAUGAUGACGAUGAUGAAGUUGGAGCCUAUGGAGGGCGCCACGACCUCUCUAGCAGCUCUGGUCUGGUUUCUCCCAUGGUAGAUGUGCGAAUGAUCGAUUUUGCCCACACGACGUGCCGUGAUUAUGGAGAGGACAGCAUCGUUCACGAGGGUGGAGACAGUGGCUACAUUUUUGGUCUUCAGAAUCUCAUCAGCAUUCUGUCACAGCUUGAGGAACACAGCAACGACUAGACACUUGUGCGCCGUCUUAACAUUCAAUCACCAUGCCAGGCUUACCUUGGGCACCUGACCAUGCCAGCAGGGUUCAAGUUCACACUUAGCUCACCCUGAUGUGCUUUUUCAAAGGCCCUAGCAGAAGCAGUUUCAUAGGUAAGGGUGAAAGGGUCCAUUCUGAAUUCCCUGUAACCCUCGGGAGCUGAAGGGACUGAACUGCUUGCAAGCAGGAUUGUUUUGUAAUAUCUCUAAAGGAAGGAGGGUGGUCCCUCGCUACGCCUGUUGCUUCUGCUCGCCCUGAAUGACAAACGGGCGGUAGAUGAGUUUCUGCAAGGUCUCAUCUGACUCUUUAUUUUUUUCUCUUUAUCUAUGAAAGAUAAAGGAGAUAAGCUGAUGUUUGCAUUGAAUAAGAAGCUUUUUUAAAAACUGAUUAUAAAAUAGACAUUGUCUCUCUCAGAAAUACCUUUCUGGUUUUGUAGCAAGAGAACUGAGAUAUUUUGUCUCUAUCUCGUAGAACUUGGCAGCACAAUAAAAAACUGAUAUUACAAAUGUGAUAAUUCAGAACAUAUGAUGGUGCUUUAAAAACUCUAAGCAGGCCCCUGCAGGAGCAGGACACAAGGGAAGAAACCUUUUCUCAUUUUUGUAGGGAAAGAUGGUUGUGUGGAAGUGGGAAUUGAGUUCUUCCGUUCCUUGCCAUAUAAGACUUAUGGACAUUUUCUGUUGAACUUUUGGUUGGGGACAGCUGACAAUAUGGACGUCUGAAUAUGUUUCAUUGUCUUGGAUCCUCUUCAUUCCAUAGCCACGAGAUUUAAAAUCCUCACUCCAGAGACUUUAAAGAGAAUCCUAUUUAUUUAUAAGAAUAUUUCUAUAAUGUGAAACAAAAAAACUUUAAAUGGAAAUGUGACAUUCCAUCCAAUGUCAUAUACAAUAUGAUGUAAGGAAUAUAUCGGUAGAGAAAGAUUUUAUUUGUCCUGGUUUUCUCUGUGUUUGACACAAUGAAACAAAAUAAAGACAAUUCUGUUUUCUU